GCAGCAGUAGCAGCGACAGCGCCUCUCGCCGCAGACCGAGCACCCUGCCCGGGCAGGACGGAGCCCUGUCUCCCCUCAGUUUUGGUGAAGGAUGCGUAAAAAAAGCCUGACUGUUCUCUAAGGAAGAUUAGGGUCGAUCUGUUUUCAUUGUUUCUUUCAUUCUCGUCGUGGACUCGCUCUCGCCGGCGACUGCGGGCGUGCUCGGGUUGAAGCUAGCGUUGUCACGAACUUUCCAAAACACAGCUAGUGUGCGGUUAAGAGUUAACCGUGGUUUGGUCGUGUUUUGUUUCGACAACUGUCUCACACGGGACAAAUCAUUGUAUCUCAGUGAAUUCCUCGUGGUCGAACUUCCAUAAAUGAUUGCAGCACUGGGUUGAUUUUGAUGGUGUGAGACGUUGCUGUCAAGGGAGAUCUACACGAAAGUUGGACACCAUACCAGUUGAAGAAGCCAAUUUGAAUCUUAUCACUUAAACUGCAUUGAACCGCAUAAUGGAUGGAAUAGACACCUUGCAGAGCUCGGCCCCAGAGACCAAGGCUGAGCGAAUUGCCCGCUACAAAGCAGAAAGGAGGAGGGAGCUUGCUGAGCGCUAUGGCAACACAGAAGAAAUCACCUCCAAAUAUGUCCGUAGGGAGAGGAGAACUGGUGACACAUCCGAUACUGUGUCCUCAGCAACCAAGGAGAAGGAAAAAUAUGAUGAUAAUGGCUCAGAGCCAACAUAUAGCAGGAGGGGCCCAAGGAAUAAAGUAGUAGAACCUGCGGAGCACACAGAUGAUGAGCCCGCCCAGGUGAAAGAGGCUACAACUCACCUCAAAACAGACACAGUUUUAUCCUCCAAAUCAGAAGCUGUCUCCUCCAUAAAGACAUCCUCUCAUUUCAGGCUGCUGGAAACUGAUGACACUGAGGAGCCAAAAGUUAAUGAGACACCUGUGGACUCAUCUAAGAAGUCUGUUACUUCCAAAAUGUCUCUCUUUAAGGACGUGCAGGGGACAGAGGAUGGAAGCAGUGGUCGACGUGCUGGUGACAGAAUAAAGCGUCAGCUAAUGAGCAGCGAUGAAGAGGAAGCGUCUACCUGGCUUCCUAAAUCUGACAUAGUAAAGGCAAUGGAAGAGAAAGAGGCCAAAGAUGAACCCUCAUGGAAGGAGCAGUGUGAAUAUUCUGCCGCUGCAGAGGAAAAAAAGUCUUCCAGUCUCCUCUCUGACAGCAAGAACAGAGAGGCCGCUCCCUCUCCCUCUCCACCCCUCCAGCCUGCCUCGCUGCAGCGCCAAGACUCAGGGCCUCAAGGCAUCAAGGGAAUCCUAAAGAAAAGCCGCUCCACCAGUGUGGAGUCGGACCACAGUGAGGGCUCGACGCCCGAGUGCGUGCCAGCCCGACAAAGCAGCAUCACCCUCAGCCGCCCCGAGAGCGAGGAAGAGACGGAGGAGGAGGAAGAGGAGGAGGAAGAGGAGGAAGAAGAGGAAGAGGUCUACGAGGAAAAUGACAGAGAGGAUGAGUCAAUCACUGAUGAUAUCACAGACGGAGAGAGCUUCAGCAUUGACAGGCAACAGAGGGAGGGCAGCAGUAGCAGCAGAGGGAGCUUCGAGGAGAUGCAAAGUCCCUCGCCUGAUGAGAGCCUGGAGAAGACCUCCACAGUGUCAGAGGAUGUUGAGGAGCUGGACAGCAGCUUGGAUCAAAGUCUGGGCUCUUCACUCAAACAGAGACUCACAGAAUUCACUAGUGGAGAGGAUGAGAAUAACGAUAGGCUGAAGAAGCCCAAGUCAUCUAAGCUGAUCCAGACACCUCUGGCUGAUCGCUUCAGUCUGCUCCAAGACGCUGAAAAUAACUGGAGGAAAAAGAAGUCCAAUGUAGAUGUGGAGCCCAAGAUGUCACUGGUAGAGAGGAUGAAGAUCCUGAAGGAGAAGGAGGAGCAGUGGAAGAGCAAAGGCAAAGGAGCAGCCAACGACUCCAUCCAGUUCACCGUGGCUGGACGCAUGGCCAAGAGAGGGCUUGUGUCAGAUACAGGAAAGGAGGAAUCACCUCUUAUCUCUCUCAAGAAGUCUACUGCCACGCCUGUGAAGCCGCAUGAAGAAAUCUCCAGUAGAACUGAUGUAAAGGUGGAAGGAGAUAAAAGGCUCGACAAGCUUGAGUCCUUCCUAGACAAGCUCCACAAUAAAGGCGUGAGCAAAAGCAGGACAUCCACCAUUGAGGUGACGGCAGAGACGGAGAAAGAAGUGAUGACCCUGGAUGAUGAGGAGACAUUCGGCAUCUUCUACAAAUCUGUCUCACCCUCCACACUCCAGGACUCCAUUGUGGUCAUGACUGAGGAGGACCUCAGCCACAUUCAUGCCGAUACCCCAAAGCUCACCUCAGCCGUAGCAGAACACAAGCGUGCAGUGCGACCAGCCCGCAGAAAUCAGGGCUCCAGGAACCCUCUACGGGCUCUGGCUGCCCGCCACGACCUUCGGCAGGUCUACACCGAACAGAGGCUUAAUGUAGCAACAGUGGAGACCAAGAGGAUCCAAGUGGAGAGGAUGGCGAAACACUCCAACCUGGCCGACGUGGCCUUGGCGGGCCUCGCCAGCAAGGAGAACUUCCGCAAAGUCAGCCUGCGCAGUGUCAAGUCCACCGAUGUUGUGACCAACAACAGCGCACUGCCUUUCAACAAGCUCAUGCUUAUUCGCAUCAAAGGUCGGAGGCACGUCCAGGUGCGCUUGGUGGAGCCCACCGCCCGCUCUCUAAACAGUGGCGACUGCUUCCUUCUCAUAACACCUAAGCACUGCUUCAUGUGGAGCGGAGAAUUUGCCAACGUCAUUGAGAAAGCAAAGGCAUCGGAGAUGGCAGCGUUUGUUCAGGCCAAGAGGGACCUCGGCUGUAAGGCUCCCCAGGUGACGGUGCUGGAGGAGGGCAUCAACACUGAGAGCAGGUGGGCCAAAGAGUUCUGGAGCCUGCUGGGAGGAAAGACCAAAUACAAAGGGGCAGGGGAGCCAGAGGAAGAUGAAAUGUAUGAGAGUGGGGUGCUAGACUCCAAUGGGGUGUACAGACUCCAGGGAGACAAACUGGUGCCUCAUGAGGAUGCCUGGGCCUCCAUCCCGAGUGUCUCCUUGCUCAGCUCUAAGGAGGUCUUAGUGUUUGACUUUGGCAGUGAAGUGUACGUGUGGCAUGGGAAAGAUGUGCCCUUGGGCGACAGAAAAGUGGCCGUCAAACUGGGCAAACAGCUCUACAGCGGCAGCUACGACUACAGCAACUGCAGAGUCAACCCUUUAGAUGCCUCCUGCACGGACAAGGAUGUGCCUCUGCAGGGAGAGGGUCGUCCGAGCUGGGCUCUGUUUGGCCGGCUGUCAGAGCACAAUGAGACGUCGCUGUUCAGAGAGAAGUUCCUGGACUGGGCUGAGAGGAAGAAAGAGGAAGCAGCUCAAGCUGAGGAAAUCAAGAGUCCAGUCCAUUCCACUGUCCGCUCCCCGCUUGACUUGGACCUGCAGCCAUGUGAUGCCAGAGCCCUGCUGGACAACGAGCCUGAGCCGGUGAAGACUGUUCUGGAGGGAGUUGAUGUCCAGCGGGGCCACGGCCUGGUGAGGAAUGAGGAUAGCAGGCAGGCAGAGUUGGCUACAGUAGCUGUAGACGCCUGGCACAUCAAAGAGCACAGCGAGGAGGAACUGCCUGAAGAGAGCCUGGGCCAACUACACGAGGGCGAUGCCUACAUCAUCCGUUGGAAGUACUCCGUCACCACACUUGUGGGGAAGCGGCAGAAACCUGGGGAGCUGAGUGCUGGAGCUCCUGGGAGAGAGAGGACUGCUUGUUUUUUCUGGCAGGGCCGGCACUCCAGCAUCAGCGAGAAAGGAACCUCAGCUCUGAUGACAGUGGAACUGGGCAGCCACAGGGGGUCACAAGUGUUGGUGAGUCAGGGGAAGGAGCCGCCGUGCUUCCUCCAGCUUUUCCAGGGAGGUUUGAUCAUCCACAAAGGCAGCAGAGAAGACGGUGGCAACAACACAGGUGGCUGGAGGUUGUUCUGUGUCCGUGGUGAGGCGAAGGUGGAGGCCUCGCUGGUGGAGGUGGACUGCCAGCGGGCCAGUCUGCGGUCCCGUGCCAGCCUGGUGCUUCUGAACGCUCAGAAAGCUCAACUGUACCUGUGGCACGGCUGUAAAGCCCACGCCAGUGCCAGGGAGGUGGCCAAAAGAACUGCGGACAAACUAACCCAGAGGUGUCCCUCGGAGUUAGGUCUGAGCAGCACCAGCAGUGUGAAAGUUGAGGAGGUGGAGGAGGGAGCUGAACCCUCAGAGCUCGUGAAGGCUCUGGGCGGUCAGGACAAGAAGGCCUACGACUGUAUGCUGCAAGAUCCAGGGAAGUACAACUACACACCCCGGCUGUUCCGGCUGAGUGCCAGCUCAGGGGUGUUUGAAGGGGAGGAGCAGCUGUACCCUGCCCGGGUGACAGAGGGAGUCGUGGCGAUGCCUUUCCUGCAGGAGAACCUCUACUGCACACAACAGCCAGCCCUGUUCCUGCUGGAUAACCGUAUGGAGGUGUACCUGUGGCAGGGCUGGCAGCCCGAAGACACACAGUGCACCGGCUCCGCAAAGAUGCGCUGGGACAACGAGAGGAAAUGUGCCAUGGAGACUGUGCUACAGUACUGCAAAGAGAAGAACCCUCGGCGCCCCCCUCUGGCUUAUCUGGUUGUAGCAGGCUGUGAACCCCUCACCUUUACCAACAUUUUCCCAUACUGGGAGAAGGAUACCAGUAUCACUUCAAAGGUCGAGAGCUCCAGGAACAAGGUGACCUUGGUGAAGGAGGCGCUGUCUAAGCUCAGUAAGCAGCAGUACUCCAUCGAGGAGCUGACCAGCAAACCGCUGCCGGAGGGAGUGGACCCUCUGCGCCUGGAAGACUACCUGUCUGACCAGGACUUCAAGACACUUCUUGAGAUGAGUCGAGUUGAGUUCAACGCCCUGCCAAACUGGAAGCAAAAGAAUCUGAAGAAAAGCAAGGAUCUGUUUUAAAACAAACACAAACUUGCCUGUUCUUUAUGGCCUCAGCAGCUUUUCUUAUGUUUUUUUAUUCCCAGGAAAAAAAAACAAUGUCCUUAUUUUGUAAAGGUUAAAGAGAAGCAAAUGUAAAAUUUUGUUCAAAUGUUGAUCUAUUUUUAAUAACAAUGCCAUUUUUAAUGUUUCCCUGUGUCAUUGAAAUAUUUUAGCCAACAAUUAUGUGCAAUUGUUAAUCUUUUUGAUGGCGAGACGUUUUCCUUGUAUGGUAAAAAUAGUUACCCUCACAUUAUAAAUAUGUAAUAUACUAUAAAUGAAUGUGUUUUUAUGUUUACUCCAGACAUGUCAAUUUUUGGGUGAGAAGGUGUAUGAAAAUUGCCUGUGGUUUAAAACUGAGUGAGUGGAAAAGUUAGUGGAAAAAUUCAGCUCUGUGUAGUGGGAUUAAAUGUUCAGCAAAAAUGUCUCCACUUUGAUGUUGACAAAGGAAAGAAGAAAAGCAAAAACAAAUCAAAGUUCAGAGAACAAUCUAUCAUUUGUGGCUGGUUGAAAGAAACUAUGUGGUGUCACACGAAGACUGUAUUGUAGACGUCUCGUGCUAUAAUUUUAACAGAAAAAAUAUUCAGUUUUUUUAUCUUUUUAUUUUUUUUCUAUUGUAACCAAAACAAGUAAUUUCCAAAAUCCCAAAGAUUUCCAUAUUAAUUUGUGUAAUGAUUUAUUAUAUUUGACAUCAGAUUGUGACCCUGUGAAGAGCAGAAGUUGGUCAGAUUGAACCAUGAAACUUCACCUCUGCAACUGCAACCAUUACAUUGACACGACUGACUGUAGUCAGCGUCCUUGAAAGUGACCCAUAAUCAUUUUUUUCAAGUUUGGUACUGAAUAAUUCCUGGUCCUCAUGAAAAACUGCCUGUGUGCCAGUGAUGGCAGCCCUCUGAUGAACUGGUUGUGUGGGACCAAAUCUUUUCGUCUUGUUAUAAAUGUUUUUUUGUGAAUCGUGUGGGUGUGGGUGUGUGGGUGUGUGUGUGUGUGUGUGUGUGUGUGUGGGUGUGGGUGUGGGUGUGGGUGUGGGUGUGCGCGUGUGUAAAUGUGAGACUUCAGAAGUAUUAAGUGUGUAUGAAAGAGACAGUGAGAGAAUCUGUGCAGUAUAAACAAUCUUUUAUAGCGAAAUCUGUGCUCCUUGUAAUGGUAUGUUUAUGUAUAGAACAUACUGUUAAUAUGACAGCCUGUGUUGUGUGAAUUAGGAAAUUCUCUGCAUGACCAGAAACAUGUUUUGCUUUAACAAUCCUAUAUUAAUUAGUUGCAAUAUGCAUCUUUAUGCAUCUGCAUAAUAUGUGGAGACAGCAACCAGGCCAGCUUUUAUUUCUUGGCACAUAAAAAUGAACAUUGGUAGGGAAGUGAGAUGCUAAUGUUCAG
Xiphias gladius (swordfish) is the source of this 6357-nucleotide messenger RNA. It is a transcript of the gene svild, whose product is annotated as supervillin d. Gene Ontology annotation, biological process: barbed-end actin filament capping; actin filament severing; cytoskeleton organization. The transcript is spliced from 30 exons. Lineage: Eukaryota; Metazoa; Chordata; Actinopteri; Istiophoriformes; Xiphiidae. Gene Ontology annotation, cellular component: actin cytoskeleton; cytoplasm. Gene Ontology annotation, molecular function: actin filament binding; phosphatidylinositol-4,5-bisphosphate binding. The record is from RefSeq and is a predicted model, not a curated record. Bases 490 to 4965 code for a protein of 1491 amino acids.